Molecule: messenger RNA, 1337 nt
Organism: Chlorocebus sabaeus (green monkey)
Lineage: Eukaryota; Metazoa; Chordata; Mammalia; Primates; Cercopithecidae
Source: RefSeq, a predicted model, not a curated record
CCACUCCAAUUCGAAAAUUUUCAAAGGAAUGAGGAAGAAGGAAAGGACCAGCCAGUCUUUAUGAUAACUUAGGAGAGCUCAGUAGGUAAAGGGUCUGAUGCAUAGCAGGUGAUCAACUCUUCCUUUAUUAUUGGCAGGCUCCCACAGGCAAGAGCACAUCCUACUGGAGCUGAGGAAGAAAACAAUCUGUCCAUACCCACUGCCUGGAGAAUGAUCUGUUGCCAGAAGCUAGAUGACUUCGGGUCUAGACAAAUGCCAAGCUAUGCUAAGGGAACUUGGGGUUCUUGUCCUGGAGAAUUGCAGAAUGGACGCAGAGAUCCAUUACUGCGCGCGGCGGGGGAGAGGACGCCGCCGGGAGCUGGUGCGUGCCACACUGCAGCCUUGCAGGCUGCCCCGGACUUCAUCCAGCCCCGGGUCGGCUCUGGGCGGGCAGGGGGAGGAUCCACACCGCCGAGCGGUGGCCCCGCUGCUCCCAGCCGCUCCCCCGGCGCGCCAGCUCAGGACUCGUUCCCGCCCAUUCCUUACCUCGAUGGAAUCCUUAGCCCUUAGAGAGAGGGCUAAAAAACAAACAACAGACAAACAAACAAACAAACAAACAAAAAACAAAUUCGAGACGGCCCCGGGACCCUCCCGCAGAUGCAGGGCGCACUCUGGCCAGUUCUAACCAUAGACUUGACUGCAUGUUGACAAGGGUUUCCAACCUAGCUUUCCCGAGGUACUGCAUGACUCAGUCCUUGCUCAGAUGGUGGUUGCUGUAAAUAGUUGCAAUUUCCCUCCUUCCGUCUCAAAGCACGGAUGGGAAUGGAUUUGCAGCAGGGACCGUGCAUUGUAUUUAAGGUCUUGGUGAGAUGGACGCGGGCUCCAUCAGCUCCAGACUUCCUGGGACAUCUCGGCGUUUCCAGGUCCGUUUGCCCCAAUGGUGGAAGUCACAUCUCAUAUUUGAUGAAAUAAAUGUCCACGUUUGUGAUAACAUUGUUAAAUUGUUUUCAGUUUUUGAAAAAUGCUGCAGAAAAAGAGGCAAAACCUGGUACAGCACAGCAGCAUGCCCCUCCCGCCCCCAAAUAUGAGAUCAAAUCACAUUUCUAAGGGAAAAAAUAGGCAUUCUCAUCUUAGAUAUGUAUGUAGCGUAUUUUAUAAUAUAUAUUUUUAUCUAAGAAUUUUGCUUUUCUGUAUUUUACAACUUUCUUUAUUAAGCAUUUUUAUUUUGUGCUAUUUUUACAAUACAAACUCUGAAGACCCAAAGAAAUUUAAUAUUAGCUUAAAUGUACAUUAGAUAUAUUUAUAGAAUCAAUUUAUUAGCUGCUAUAUUGUUUGACAUAAAAGGCUUCUGAACUAAA